This is a messenger RNA of Corticium candelabrum, 657 nucleotides long. RefSeq lists its product as uncharacterized. The coding region runs from base 1 to 657 and encodes 218 amino acids. The transcript has a single exon. The record is from RefSeq and is a predicted model, not a curated record. Gene Ontology annotation, biological process: DNA integration. Lineage: Eukaryota; Metazoa; Porifera; Homoscleromorpha; Homosclerophorida; Plakinidae. Gene Ontology annotation, molecular function: nucleic acid binding.
AUGAAACAGCUAAGAACAGUAAUUGAACAAGGAUGGCCACAAACAAAACAAGAACUACACCCCUUGGUGGUACCAUACUUUCAGAUAAGAGAUGAGCUAUUAGUGCAGAAUGAUGUCAUUUUUAAAGGAGAAAGAAUUGUCAUUCCUUCAGAACUGCGACACAUGAUGUUAGAAAAAAUACACUAUGCCCAUUUAGGAAUCAAUGGUUGCAUAAGGAGAGCAAAGGAGUGUUUGUUUUGGCCAGGCAUGACAGCAGCAAUAAGGGACUAUGUAGAGCGAUGUGAGACAUGCAGACUGUUUGAUCAUAAACAGCAUAAAGAAACUCUCAUGUCCCAUGAAAUUCCAUCGCGACCUUGUUCAAAAGUCGGCAGUGAUUUGUUUGAAGUGAAGGAUCAUCAUUAUUUAGUCUUAGUGGACUAUUACAGUUCCUUCACUGAAGUUGAAAGACUUACAACAACAAACACAACAGCAGUCAUCAGGGCCAUGAAAAAGCAAUUUGCCCGAUAUGGAGUACCAGACACUUUGAUCACAGAUCGUGGACCACAAUACACCUCAAAUGAAUUUCAGGAUUUUGCCAAAGCAUGGGAAUUUCAACACAACAUGUCUAGUCCUGGACAUCAUCAAAGUAACGGGAAAGCGGAAAUGCUGUUAAAAUAG